Molecule: messenger RNA, 5292 nt
Organism: Linnemannia hyalina
Lineage: Eukaryota; Fungi; Mortierellomycota; Mortierellomycetes; Mortierellales; Mortierellaceae
Source: the annotation of a GenBank genome assembly
AUGGAACCGCCACUCACCACGAUGAACAACCACCCUCUCGAUCAACUAGAUGCUAAUGUCCCUGACAAGGGCAGCUCCGACCCCACUCAACCUCUUCCCAGGAAGCGCGAUAAGUUCCUCGACUUUUUACAUAUUCCCAGAUCCUUGCCAAAAGUCAAGGCCAAACACUCGACCCAAUCAUUGAAAUCUCUGUCUCUCUCUCAGCAGACCGCUAAGUCCUCUAUCGCUUGUCAGGUCGACAACCUCCAGGGCAAACCUUCAUCACUGGCGCCAGAUGAGGAUUGGCUCCGCUCAGUCAUCUUCCCAGAGAAUGUCGCCAAACCCACUGUCAAGACUGCAUUGCCUGGCCUCCAGGACCGCAUUGAAAGGACUGACCAAUUGCUCUAUUGCAACAUGCUUCUUCGCCAGGAUUCAAUCAUCUCUUCGUCGUCAGAUGCAGGAGAAAUGAGGGCGACUGAUCACCCCGCCAUUACUCCCCAGGCGUCCGCUCUCGACAAGGGUGAACAAAACUGGCUGACAGAGGUCAAGGAAGACCUAAUGAGGCAGGAUCGUAUGGAAUGGCUCGUUACCAAGAUGGUCGAGGCGUUCAUCGCGGACGCCACCAAGGACCUGACUAAAGUUGCCGAAAUUGUCGCCCUUGGACCUGUUUUGCAGAGAGAACCCUACCGCAAGCUACUGUCUGCGUUCAUCCGUGACUUUGACGAUUCUCACAUUCUGGACGUCAACCUGCUCCAAGGACUUGUCCAGCUAGUCCAGUCUGCCUCGCCUGGGUUUCUCGUUUCUGACGAUUUGGUCAAGGUCUUCAGCCUCCUUAGGACCCAUUUGGAGGGAACACACCAGCACUCGUCUGAGCACCUCUGCCAUCUCACAUUGGCUGUCUCCAAGAUCCUCGAUGUCAUGGCUGACCACAAGGUACAGGAUUUGGACCGAGUCAUGGAACACGAGCCACUGUCUGGCGUACUGUCAGGACUGAGGAACAGCUCUGAUCCCUACUUGAUGUAUCAGGCUUGCUACGCUUUCCAAGCGCUUCAGUAUGUCCCUGAUGAUGAGACUGUUCUUCAGGCAUUAUUGAGGCACUCGGCUGGUGUUGUGGAUGGCUUGGUCAAGGUCACGAGUGUCCUCAAGUUAGAUUUGGGGUCGGUUCUAGAAGGACUGGAAAAGUUGCAGGAGGUGGCGGUCAGUGCGAUUGGGAUCGCUGCUACUGUCUACGAAGGCGUGGGAUCGCUGCGUGAAAGCGGUCGAGGAGUCUUAGAAAGUCUGAAGGAAGGCCUUGGGUCUGGUCAGAAGAGGCUAUGGUAUCCUGCCAUCCGCGCCGCGAAUGCUUUUUUCCAGGCCGGUCAGUUGAAGGAUCUGAAGCAGCUGAUCUACGAGGCACCCUGUCGCCAGGAUCCCUUGUUCCAGUGGGGUAUUUGCCAGCUCUUGGGCGAGAUUGCGGUCGACAAUGCAUGGGCUGUUACCGCACGCCAGCAAGCCGUUGACCUCUUUGGUCAUCUCUACAAGGAAGAUCAGGAAUGGGGUCGUGAUGAGAGUGUCAAGGCAUUUAUGGUGACCAUCCUCGACAAGCUAGGAUCCACCUCUGACCAAGCCGUCAACCAACACGCCAUUGCCUUGUCCCAGGAACUCGACCUGGGCAACACUCCUAGGACACAGCACCCUUACCCACUGAGAUCCCGUCUCCCAAUCCCAGAGUCAUCUCCGAUCCUUGCCAAGGUCCAGAUGAUCCCUUAUAUGGAGUACGAACUCUACAAGCUCCGAAUGCAGCGGCUCAACGAUGCCAAACUAUCCAUCUAUAUCUCUCCCAUGGCCAAAGCCAACCUUCAAGCUCAGGACAACGAGGUCUUUCCACUCAUGGAAAAGAUGCAGGAAUUCUUGAUCAGUGACCGCCAGGUCAUGUUGAUCCUAGGAGAUUCUGGAGCUGGCAAGUCGACCUUCAACAAACAUCUCGAGCAUCGACUUUGGUUAGAGUACAAGCGCGGCGGGCCUAUUCCGCUCUUCAUCAACCUCCCAGCUCUCGAGAGGUCGGCCAAAGAUCUGAUGGCUGAGCAAUUGAGGGAGCACAACUUUUUGGAGGAGCAGAUCCAGGAACUGAAGCAACAUCGACAGUUCAUCGUCAUCUGCGAUGGAUACGACGAGAGCCAACUCACCGUCAACAUUCACAACUCCAACGGCUUGAACACCUCUGGACAGUGGAAUGUCAAGCUUGUCAUCAGUUGCAGGAGUCAGUACCUUGGCCAAGACUACCGCGACCAGUUUGUUCCCCAUGGAGGUGGUCACUACAACCUCCCUGGCGUCGAUCUGUUCCAACAGGCUAUCAUCGCCCCUUUUUCGACAGAGCAGAUCAAGGAUUAUGUCGAGCAAUAUGUUCCCCUUGAGCCAAGGACCUGGCUCACAGAGGACUACAUGAACAAGCUGACGACCAUCCCAAACCUCAUGGACCUUGUCAAGAAUCCGUUCCUGCUCUCACUAGCGCUGGAGGCACUGCCAGGGGUCGUUGAAGGCAAGCAGGAUCUGUCAGCUAUCAAGAUCACCCGCGCCCAGCUAUACGACACAUUUGUGGAGCACUGGAGCGAUGUCAAUAAGCGCCGACUUCAAAGCAACAUCUUGUCCACAGAAGAUCGUGCUGUCUUUGAUGACCUUAAGGACGCAGGGUUUACUCCGACAAGCAUUGACUAUUCCACGAGGCUGGCGUUGGCGAUCUUUGAGAAGCAGGGCGGGAAUCCGAUUGUCCAGUAUGUCCACCACAAGGAUAAGGACACGUGGAGAGCGCAGUUCUUUGGAAAGAACCCCGAGGCACGACUCCUACGAGACUCAAGCCCUUUGACCAGAACCGGCAACUUGCACCGCUUCCUUCAUCGUUCCAUGCUUGAGUAUUUCUUCUCGCGUGCUAUCCUUGAUCCAAGCAGUCAUGGCGGCGACGAUGAAUCGACCCCCCAGACAAAUCCUGUCUCGCCUGACGACCAGUUGAUCGACACCAACGGCCCUUUGUUCACGCGUAACCUACUUACCGAGCCUUCUGUGAUCCAGUUCUUGAGCGAUCGCGUGAAGCAGAGUGCCAGGUUCAAGCAGUAUUUCCUAACAAUCGUCGAGCUGUCCAAGUCAAACUCCCAAGCGAGCCGAGCUGCGGCUAACGCCAUUACGAUCCUGGUCCGAGCCGGUGUACGACACAAUGGCGCCGAUCUUCGAGGCAUUCGCAUUCCAGGAGCGGAUCUUACCGGUGGGCAGUUUGAUUCUGCACAACUACAGGAUGCCGACUUGACCGAUGUCAAUCUCUCCAUGGCAUGGAUUCGACAGGCGGAUCUGAGCCGUGCAGUCAUGGGUGGAACUCAAUUUGGAGAACUGCCGUACUUGGAGGAGUCGGAGGGGGUUUCAUCAUGCGCCUUCUCGCCGGACGGCAAGUCUCUCGCGGCAGGUCUGUACAGCGGAGACAUCAGCAUCUAUGACACUGCAACCUGGACAAGGAUUCGAAUGUUUCAAGGGCACCAAAAUCAUGUUUCAAGUCUGGCCUACUCGCCGAACAGCCAACAACUUCUUUCUGGCAGCCCGGACGAAACAGCACGCCUUUGGAACAGCGAGACUGGAUCAACAGAUCUCAUUCUGGAGGAACACUCACGCGGGGUGAGGGCGAUAGCGUUCUCACCAACGGGGCAGCAGGUUGCAACGGUCACUGACUCCUCGAUGACACUCUGGGACGCUCGGACCGGUGUUUCUGUUUUCGUGAUGACCGACGACAUAGUCGCAACCAGCAUUGCCUAUUCACCGGACGGAAAUACCAUUGCCACCGCCAACAUUGGUGGAAAGAUCCGAAUAUUCGACACACUCACCGGAUUGGUUGUGUUGGAGUCUUACAAGGGCGACAGUUGGAUUAAGUGUCUGACAUAUUCACAUGACGGUGGGUGGAUCGCUACAGGCUCCUAUGGCGGCCAGUUACAGUUAUGGAACGUUACAGCGACCACCCUGGGGCUCGGAUGGACAUGGCCGGCGCACACGGCUGGAUUUGACAGCAUCGUAUUUUCACCCGACGACCGUUUGAUCGCGUCAUGCAGUGGGGAUCAUACAGUGAACCUGUGGGACUCUCGGUCCGGCUUAAUUGUCUCGUCAUUUAUAAGCCAUGUGGGCAUUGUCAACUGCGUUCGGUUUUCACCAAAUGGUUCGCAUAUCGCCUCAGCAAGUGACGACAAGACUCUGCGGCUGUGGGAGGUGAACUCGUCUGGACUAGGACUCAACGCUUAUGACUUACCAGAUCCACAGGUCUGUGCGACAUACUCUCUGGACGGACAGCAGCUCAUCACUAGCAGUCAACGGAGACCCAUGCGGCAAUUCAACGCGGAUUCAGGAGACGUCGACUUUGUUUUUCCCGAUCACCUCCACUAUACGACAUGCGUUGCGUUAUCGCCGAACGGUCUUCAGUUAGCCAUCGGCGGCUGGGAGGAGGUGACACUCUGGAACGUUGAAUCCCGCACUGCCUCCUUUGUGCUUAGUGGGCACAAGGGAAGCGUGACGUCUGUGGCCUUCUCACCUUGUGGACGCUGGCUUGCGUCUGGUGGUCACGACACGACAGUGCGGCUUUGGGAUACUCGCUCAGGAGCACCCGGUCAUGUUAUGUUUGGCGAUGGGGGAGAGGUACGGAGUGUUGCUUUUUCUCCGGAUGGUUGCUGGAUUGCAUCGGCAUGCAGUCAAGGAAUUGUCCUACUCUGGGAGGCCGGUACUGGCGAACUAAAGGCAAGAAGGACGGACCAUAGCGAUCAGUACCGUGAGAAUGCUGUCGUUUAUAAACCCGGUUGUCACCAGGUGGCUUCCAGCCUCGGGGAUGGGAACAUUCGAUUAUGGGACGACGAUCAACAACUCCAAGGUUUCCGAUAUAUCUUGAAGCAGGACCGGCGCACCUUUCAGUUUGCGUUCUCGUCCUGCGGCCAGUGGGUAGCAACAGCUCACAGCACCAGUGUUAGACUCUGGAGGCUACCAUCCCUAGAUCAGGAUCAGGAGGCGCCACCGUUACAGGAUCAGGAUUGUGUGUCAGUCAUCGAGGGGUUUACAAGCGAUGUUAACGACGUGGUUUGGAGGCCCAACAAGUUGGAGUUUGCGACGGCAAGUGAUGAAGGAUCGAUCCGUGCCUGGCGGGUGGUGGAAAAUAAGGAUGGGUCAGGAAGAGUUUCAGUUGAUUUGGUGUGGUCCUCUGGGCUUGCUGUGCUAGUCGCCUCUGGUGCCGUUCUCAAUGGUGUUAUUGGUCUCGGUGUGGCGAAUCGUAGGUUGCUCGAGCAGCGCGGCGCUAAAGGAUUGGCUUCACCCAACUAG